GGAAACAGCAGCAGAAACAGCAGCAGUACCCGCGUCUCCGCCGCGGAGCUGCGUGAAUGAGCCCCGGUUGUCCCCCGGGGGAGGUUUGAGGACGCGGACAUGGAGCUCUACUCCCAGCGUGCCCGUGUUUGGCUCCCCGAUGCCGUGGAGGUGUGGCGGUCAGCAGAGCUGCUGCAGGACUACCGUCCCGGGGACACCAGGCUGUCUCUGCAGCUGGAGGAUGGCACGAAUGUGGAACACAAAGUAGAGCAGGCCAGCAGCCUGCCGCCGCUCAGGAACCCCGACAUCCUGGUGGGGGAGAAUGACCUCACGGCCCUCAGCUACCUCCACGAGCCCGCCGUGCUCCACAACCUUAAAGUGCGCUUUAUCGACUCCAAGCUGAUUUACACGUACUGUGGGAUCGUCCUGGUGGCCAUCAACCCUUACGAGAGGGUGCCCAUCUACGAACCCGACAUCAUCAAUGCCUACAGCGGGCAAAACAUGGGGGAUAUGGAUCCCCACAUCUUCGCCGUAGCUGAGGAAGCAUACAAGCAGAUGUCCAGAGAUCAGAGAAAUCAGUCCAUCAUCAUAAGUGGGGAAUCUGGAGCCGGAAAAACCGUCUCCGCCAAGUACGCCAUGCGUUACUUUGCCACGGUCAGCUGCUCGUCGGGGGGGGCCAGCAUCGAGGAGCAGGUUCUGGCCUCCAGCCCCAUCAUGGAGGCCUUUGGGAAUGCCAAGACUACGAGGAACGACAACAGCAGUCGCUUCGGGAAGUACAUCGAGAUCGGCUUUGACAAGAAGGACUGUAUAAUCGGGGCCAACAUGCGGACCUACCUACUGGAAAAGUCUCGAGUUGUGUUUCAGGCUCACGGAGAAAGGAACUACCACAUAUUCUACCAACUGUGCGCCUCCUCUCAUCUACCAGAGUUCAAAGCCUUCAGAUUAGGGUGUGCAGAUGACUUCCAUGGCACUAACCAGGGUCAGAGUCCGGUCAUCGCUGGAGUCGACGACGCCAAGGAGCUGUGCAGCACCAGGCGGGCGUUCUCACUCCUCGGGAUUUGUGAGACGAGUCAAAUGGACAUUUACCAAAUUCUGUCGGCUCUUCUCCAUCUCAGCAAUGUGGAGGUGAAAGAAAUGUCAUCUGACAAAUGCAGCAUCUCGCCGGACGAUGCCCACCUGAUGGUGUUCUGCCAGCUGAUGGGGGUGCCUUGUGAAGAAAUGGCCCACUGGUUUUGUCACCGGAAACUCAAGACCACGACAGAAACCUUUGUUAAGUCCGUCCCCAAGAGUGGUGCGGUCCACGGCCGAGAUGCCCUCGCCAAACACGUCUAUGCCCGACUGUUCGGCUGGAUCGUGGACGGCAUUAACAAGGCCUUAACGUCUGCAGGGACACAGCGCUCCUUCAUCGGCGUGCUUGACAUUUACGGGUUUGAGACGUUUGACGUGAACAGCUUUGAGCAGUUUUGCAUCAACUAUGCUAAUGAGAAGCUUCAGCAGCAGUUCAACCAGCACGUCUUUAAACUGGAGCAGGAAGAGUACAUGAAAGAGGAGAUCCCUUGGACGCUGAUCGACUUCUAUGACAACCAGCCCUGCAUCAACCUAAUUGAGGCCCGGCUGGGCGUUCUGGACCUUCUAGACGAGGAGUGCAGGAUGCCCAAAGGCUCUGACGACACGUGGGCCCAGAAAAUGUACAACACCCUCCUGAAGCAGAGCGCUGGCUUUGACAAGCCCAGGUGGUCCAACAGCGCCUUCAUCAUCCACCACUUUGCUGACAAGGUGGAGUACCAGUGCGUGGGCUUCCUGGAGAAAAACAAGGACACAGUCAACGAGGAGCAGAUACAUGUGCUGAAGAAAAGCAAGUUUGACCUGCUGCUGAAGCUGUUUGAGGAUGAUAGUAAGGCGACGGGAUCCGCUAGAAAACAGCCCAGCAUCCCUGGAAGAGCUGGGAAAGCCCAGAGGGACAACAAGAGGACAGUUGGACUGCAGUUUCGACAGUCUCUGCAUCUGUUGAUGGACACCCUGAAUGCUACAACGCCCCACUACGUGCGCUGCAUUAAACCCAACGACAGUAAAACCCCUUUCUACCUGGAUCCCGUCAGGACGGUGCAGCAGCUCCGGGCAUGCGGCAUCCUUGAAACAAUCCGGAUCUCAGCGGCAGGCUUUCCCUCCAGAUGGAGCUAUCAGGAGUUCUACAGCCGCUACCGGGUCCUCAUGAAGCUGAAGGACGCCCUUCCCGACAGAAGACAAGCCUGCAAAAAUCUCCUCGAAAAGCUAGUGAAAGACCAGGAAAAGUACCAGUGCGGCAAAAGCAAGAUCUUCUUCAGGGCCGGCCAGGUGGCGUACCUGGAGAAGCUCCGUUCAGACAAGCUCCGCUCGGCGUGCGUCUCCAUUCAGAAGACCAUUCGCUGCUGGGUCGCCCGCAGGAAGUACCUCCGGAUGAGAGAGUCGGCCGUCACCAUUCAGAAGCAUGUACGCGCUCACCAAGCACGCAGCUACACCAAAUUCCUGCGGUGGACCAGAGCAGCGGUCGUCAUCCAGCGUCAUGUGAGAAAGUGGGCUUGUAGGAGACGCUACCUGCGGCAGCGCUCUGCAGCCGUCGCCAUCCAGAGCCUCUGGAGGGCGCGCACGGCGAGACGGCAGUACUAUAAGCUGGUGUAUGAGCAGAAGGCGGUGGUCGUCCAGAAGUGGGCGAGACGCUGGCUGGCCAGGCAGCGCUACAGACGCGCCCUCGCCGCCGUCACCCUGCUGCAGAGCUGCGUGCGGCGCGUCCUGGCCAAGAGGGAACUGAAGAAGCUGAAGGCGGAGGCGCGCUCCGUGGAGCACUUCAAGAAGCUCAACGUCGGCAUGGAGAACAAGAUCCUGCAGUUGCAGCACAAGAUAAAUGAGCAGCACAGAGAAAACAGAGAGCUCAGUGAGCGGCUGGCUGCUCAGGAGAAGACGCACUCCUCCGAGAGAGACGGUCACAGCAGGGAGACAGAAAAGCUGCGUAACUCGGAGCACGAGGCCCGGGCCAGAGCAGAGAGGGUUCCUUCCCUGCUGGAGCAGCUCUCCGUCCUCCAGCACCAGCUGGACACCGUCCGCAGGGAGAGGGACGACCUGGAGGAGCAGACCAAGCUCUACAGGGAGCAGACGCAGCAGGUGGUGGAUGAGCUCAACACGAAGAACAGCCAGUUGAAGAGCAACGUGGACCAACUGAACGAGGACCUUCUCAGACGAGCUCGACAGGCGACAGAGUUUAACUUCGACAACAACCAACAACUGGAGAAGAACUUGACCGAGGAGCGUUCCCGCUACCAGAGUCUGCUGGGAGAGCACCUGGACCUGGAGGACCAGCACCGCCGCCUGCAGGAGGAGAUGGACCUCAGCGCCGUGGAGCAGAAAUCCAGCAACUCCAGUCACAAGAGAACCGACUCCAGCUACAGCAGCAACUCAUCGGACUUCUCUGAGAGCUCGGCCUUCUCCGACGGUGAAGACGGCUCCGCCCAGAGUCAGGAUAAGACCCCGGCGACGGUGGACCUGCCAGUUCUCCUCAAGCUCCAGAGGAGGGUGAAGGAGCUGGAGCAGGAAAAGCAGUCACUAUGGCAACAGCUGGACACAAGAGAGGAAUCUCAACAAGAAAAGGCAAAAGAGGCUGAGAAGCAGAAAAGUGUUGGUAGAACAGAGCUGGACUUGGAGACGCUGAAGCGACGAGAGCUGGAAUCUGAGAACAAGAAACUGAAGCAGGAUCUAAACGAGCUGCGGACGUCUCUGACGAACGAGAGCAGCGCCGCGGCGCCGCCGGCGCCCGGUUCUCUGCCCUACGACGUUCUGCUGGAACAGCUGACCUCCUCCAACGAGGAGCUGGAGAUGCGGAAGGAGGAAGUGCUGCUCCUGCGCUCACACAUGGUUCGCCAGGAGGCCCUCAAACACAAGGACUCUGUACUUGGAGAAGGUGUUAACUUAGAAAUGAGCGACGUCCCGUCCUUUAAAGACGUUGACAGAUCCACGGACAUCCACACGCUAAACGAGGACGGAGAGCUGUGGCUGGCUUACGAGGGGCUGAAGGAGACCAACAGGCUGCUGGAGUGCCAGAUGCAGGAGCAGGAAGGGAUUCAUAAUGAGCGGUACCUGCAGCUCCUUGACGAGGUGAACAAGCUGAAGAGUGAAAAGGACCAACAGCAGAGACUCCUGGCUCAGAGCCUCCUCUUGCCCGAAGAUGCUCGAAUAGAUGCGAGUUUGAACCAUGAGAUCACGCGGCUCACCUCCGAGAACCUGGUGGGUCUGAACUUUAGAGCGGUCCCGUUUUUACACGGCACUGUUAGUACUUUCUGUAGUACUUUUAGUACUAACCCAGCGCAGGGUCUGUAUUCAUGUCUUUUGCUUGUGUCAUUUCAGGAGCGAAUGGAGCAACAAGAAAAACAAGACAAAAGCAUACGCAAGCUGAAAAAGCAACUUAAAUCCUACAUGAGAAAAGUGGAAGAGUUUGAGGCUAACGCUCAGCAAACAAACCCUCCCCCUGUGAUGAGCGCUCCCGUCCGAGUGGUGAACAUCACCCGCAAGGAGAAGGAGUACCAGGGCAUGCUGGAGUACAAGGAGGGCGAGGCCGCCCGCCUGCUCAAGAACCUGGUCAUAGACCUGAAGCCUCGCGGCGUCGCCGUCAGCUUCCUCCCGGGGCUCCCGGCCUACAUCAUCUUCAUGUGCCUGCGGUACGCAGACUAUGUCAGCGACGACAAGAGAGUCAGCACUCUGCUCAACUCCACCAUCAGCAGCAUUAAAGGGGUCAUCAAGAGGAGGGGGGAUGACUUUGAAGCGGCGUCGUUCUGGCUGGCCAACACGUGCCGUUUGAUGAACUGUCUGAAGCAGUACAGCGGAGAUGAGGCCUUCACGGUGCACAACACCCCGAAGCAGAACGAGCAGUGCCUGACUAACUUUGAACUGUCGGAGUAUCAUCAGCUGUUUGGAGAUCUGGCCAUCCAGAUUUACCGUCAGAUGAUCAAAUGCAUGGAGAACAACUUGCAGCCCCUCAUAGUGGCGGGCAUGCUGGAGCAUGAGGCGAUACAAGGGGUCCUCGGCUCCAAACCAACCGGCCUGAGGAAGAGAAGCAGCAGCUUGUUCGGGGCGGAGGCUGUGACGGUGGAGGUGCUCCUGGAGCGCCUCAGCUUCUUCCACACCGCCAUGAGUCAGCACGGGAUGGGUGCAGACCUCAUCAAGCAGGUCGUCAAGCAGCAGUUUUACAUCAUCUGCGCGGUCGCACUCAACCACCUGCUGCUGCGGAAGGACAUGUGCUCGUGGAGCAAAGGCCUGCACAUCAGGUACAACGUUUGGCAGCUGGAGGAGUGGUUGGCGGAGAGGGAUCUGACAGACUGCGGUGCCAAGGAGACGCUGGAGCCCCUCGUUCAGGCUGCACAGCUCCUCCAGAUCAAUAAGAAGACCGACGCAGAUGCCAGAGCCAUCUGCGAGAUGUGCACGGCCCUCACCACGGCCCAGAUUGUCAAAGUCCUGACCCUGUACACCCCCGUGAUCGAGUUUGAGGAGCGGGUGACGACUGCCUUCAUUACAACUCUCAAAACUUUUCUGAAAGACAGGGACGAGCCUUCGUCCUUGAUGAUGGACGUCAAGAGAAUCUUCUCCGUCACCUUCCCCUUCACCCCGUCGUCUGUUGCCUUGGAGACAGUUCAGAUCCCAACCAGCCUUAACGUGGGCUUCCUCAACCGCGUCUAGACAUGACACUUGUGGUCUAGCUCCUGUUUACAUGAGGAGAGAAAAACAACAACAAAAUUAUACAAGAUUCCAUAUUUAUGUUGUUUACAUGCAUGUGCAUAUCAGGUUUGUGAAAUUUAAACCAAAGAAUAACAGUUUAAACCAAAAAGAAGGUGAUCUCUUGCACACUAUAAACUUGUUCCGGCGCCCGGUGUUGCUGAUGCUGGUGUGAACGGUGGCUCAUUUUAUGUAUAAAGUAUUUGAUUGAUGAUAUCUAAACCCAGGCAAGGAAAGUUUGAGUUUUACAUGUUGUGUCGGAUUUUUGGAAUAUAAUUAUUUUCUAGAUAUUAUGAAUUUUGGGGGUUUUCAUGACCAGAUUUUUAAAAAGAGGAAAGAGGAAGACUUAAAAGUAACUUUCAAUUCGCACCCAUUUAAAUGUCACAGAUGUCUGUAUUAUUUGACUAUAUAUAUAUAUAUAACUAUAUUUCUAUUAUGAGUAAUGUUAUACCAAAGGUAUUUCUGCCGGGACAAAGCUGGAGCAACCAAAGAAUAAUUUAUUUAUACAUCUAUUUAACAUGUCUUAAUGUUGUCAGGCUUUCCUUUAAGGUGGUUUUAUUGCCUUAUAAAUUCUGCACUUUUCUUACCGCUUAACAGUGGGGGCAGCGGGAACCUUUAUUCCUAAAUAAAACAACAACAAAACAAAAACAUUGCACACAACAGUAAACCUGAAUUAUCUGGACUUCAUUCAACACCUUGUUUAAGACCUUUUAAAUGUAUCCUGAUUCAGAAAUGUACAUCUUAGCUGGUUUGCAAAUGUUUAACAUAAAAAGGCCUGCAGUCUCAUAACUGGUUAACCGGUAACCUUGGAAACGAGGAAUGUGUUAAUGUGUUUCCUUAUAAAAUGUUUUCUCUGAAGUCAGAGUUCAGCACUCCUCUGUUUCUCACUUAUGUUGUUCUAUUUUGGAUAAUUUUUUUGUUCAUAUUAUGUCAG
Molecule: messenger RNA, 6649 nt
Organism: Cololabis saira (Pacific saury)
Lineage: Eukaryota; Metazoa; Chordata; Actinopteri; Beloniformes; Belonidae
Product: unconventional myosin-Va-like
Exons: 39
Coding region: 100-5679 (1859 amino acids)
Biological process (GO): actin filament organization; vesicle transport along actin filament
Cellular component (GO): vesicle; myosin complex; cytoplasm
Molecular function (GO): ATP binding; microfilament motor activity; actin filament binding
Source: RefSeq, a predicted model, not a curated record